Molecule: messenger RNA, 1418 nt
Organism: Drosophila melanogaster (fruit fly)
Lineage: Eukaryota; Metazoa; Arthropoda; Insecta; Diptera; Drosophilidae
Gene: Atg5
Product: Autophagy-related 5
Exons: 6
Coding region: 99-908 (269 amino acids)
Biological process (GO): vacuole organization; macroautophagy; autophagy
Cellular component (GO): phagophore assembly site membrane; cytoplasm
Source: RefSeq, marked reviewed
UUAUCAAAUAGCAUUGUUUCACCCAUCUGGUAACAUCGCAAAUCGUAUUGUGCAAAAAGGAAAUAUAAUUUAGCCAAAACAAAAGCCAAAUAAGGAACAUGGCCCACGACCGCGAGGUGCUGCGAAUGAUCUGGGAGGGCCAGAUAGGCAUAUGCUUCCAGGCGGAUCGGGACGAGAUCGUGGGCAUUAAGCCGGAGCCUUUCUAUCUGAUGAUAUCGCGACUCAGCUACUUGCCUUUGGUGACUGACAAGGUUCGCAAGUACUUCUCACGCUAUAUAAGCGCCGAACACCAGGAUGGAGCUGUGUGGUUCGACUUCAAUGGAACGCCCCUGCGACUUCACUAUCCAAUUGGUGUCCUAUACGAUCUGCUGCAUCCGGAGGAGGACAGCACGCCCUGGUGCCUCACCAUUCACUUCUCCAAGUUCCCCGAGGACAUGCUCGUCAAGCUCAACUCCAAGGAGCUACUUGAAUCGCACUACAUGUCCUGCCUGAAGGAGGCAGAUGUGCUUAAGCACCGCGGCCUGGUCAUAUCCGCUAUGCAAAAGAAGGACCACAAUCAGCUUUGGCUGGGAUUGGUCAACGAAAAGUUCGAUCAGUUCUGGGCCGUCAAUCGGAGGCUAAUGGAACCGUAUGGCGAUUUGGAGUCCUUCAAAAACAUUCCCCUGCGAAUCUAUACAGACGAUGACUUCACGUACACCCAGAAACUGAUUUCACCGAUCAGCGUGGGCGGACAAAAGAAGAGUUUGGCCGAUUUAAUGGCCGAAUUAUCGACACCUGUGCGCAGAGCGGUUGGAUGUCGCACGCACGGCAUUGAUCUACACGAGGAGACCCAACUGCAAUGGAUGUCCGAGCAUCUGAGCUAUCCCGACAACUUUUUGCAUUUAUCGGUGGACUACAAGGAUGUUUAGCCUUAUCCCUAUAUGUAUAUAGCCCUAUGUUUUGCCCAGUUCGCGUGCGUGUAUAUUUAUGUUUGUGUUCGUGUCAAUGUGUGCUUGUGAGAGUGUGUGCAGUUCUAUUUUUCGAUUCCAGCAAAUCCCAGGGCGAUCCUCUGCGAUCGAUUUACAUACAUAUAUACGGAUCCAUGUAUAUAUCCAAAUAUAUGUCUAGUUAAGCUAAUCUGUAUGCUAUAUUUAUGAUAUAUGCCAGCAUUUAAAAGAAGCGAGCAGCGCAAACCAAACGAUUAAUGAAACUACCCACUAACUAAUAAUGCCAACAUACAGUUAAACUUAACUUUUUUUUUUUUUUUGGAUCAUAAUCUGCCGACUUUAGUUGCGAAAAACUUGAUUGAAAUUAAAGCACAGUUUUAUUACGUUUAUGUAAUUAUUUGAUACACUAAAAUGACAUCACGCCACACUAAUGAUUAAUGGAAACUAUUUUAUAUCGACCCAAUCAAAAAUAUAUAUAUAUACGAAAGUUAU